GGCGCUCAUCUAGCGGCUCUUAUUUCUGUGCGGGGCUGUUCUGUUCUCAGCAGCGUUUUUGGUCUGUCUACAGAUCCAGCUGCUGCAGCGACCGGACUCACUAUUUUUUUUUCUUUUUUCUGCGGCUUCACCUCCGCCGGCCGAAUCCACUCGGGUUAAUAUCGAGCGCUGCUCGGCUCGACGGGGAUAAACAGAGAGUUUCAACUCCAGCCCGUGAACGUCACUAUUCUGAGUGGAAACGCCGCUUCAGCGACAUUUGUUUGUUUCUUUAACGGACAGCUUUUUUUUUCUUGUUGCUGCUGCGUUGGUGCUUAAUUAAACUGUGGCAUUGUUUUUAUUUGUUAUUAUUAUUAUUAUUAUUUUUAAUAGAAAUCACCUAUUUACCAACAGUGGUCGAGUCGAGCUUUUGAAGGGGGGAACACAAGGCGAGGAAGGAGAUUUUUUUUUUUAUCCAGACGCCUCCCUCUCUUUCUGUGUACAUAACGUUAUUAAUUUACAGACGCCGAACUGACGCUGCCGCCGCGGAAAAAGCUCGCAGCGGCGAUGAAUCAUUUUAACUGACAGCUUUUGAAGAAUUAGCCAGCUUUAGCCGGAGACACGAACUGGAAACCGACGGCUGUGUUCUGCUCACAUACGCAGUAAAAUAGCAGGUUCGGGGAGCAGGCACAGCUACAGCUGAUAACACUACCGACUCCUCUGGGUUUUGUUUUUUUGUAUGUUUUUUUUUUUCCCUCCCCUCCCUAAAGGCUGCAAAGUGCAACACUUGCCGUUUGGCUUGAAGCUUGUUUUGGUAGGAAGGGGGACCGCUAGCCGCCGUUAGCUAGUCGUUCUGCUAACCCUGGACAGCUCCCGAGAAAGAAAGGCUGAGCUAGCUUUUGGACAAAGGAGCAACGCAGCGGGGAGAUUUACAAAACACCGGGCACACGAGUCGUGUUCUGGAGCGACAAACAAGGACCUGACAUGAUGUUUCCACAAUCAAGACACUCAGCCUCAUCGCAGCAGCUGAAAUUUACGACCUCUGACUCCUGUGACAGGAUCAAGGAUGAGUUCCAGUUUCUUCAAGCACAAUAUCACAGUUUGAAGCUUGAAUGUGACAAGUUAGCGAGUGAGAAGUCAGAGAUGCAGCGCCAUUAUAUUAUGUACUACGAGAUGUCCUACGGGCUGAAUAUCGAGAUGCACAAACAGGCUGAAAUAGUGAAGAGACUGAAUGGGAUCUGCGCCCAAGUCCUCCCCUACCUGUCUCAGGAGCACCAGCAGCAGGUCCUGGCAGCCAUAGAGAGGGCCAAGCAGGUCACCCCUCCAGAGAUGAACUCCAUCAUCAGGCAGCAGCUCCAGGCUCACCAGCUGUCCCAGCUCCAGGGCCUGGCCUUGCCCAUGACCCCGCUGCCUCUGGGCCUGAGCCAGCCAACGCUGCCAGCCGUCACCACUUCCUCCGGUCUCUUCUCGCUGUCUUCUCUGCUGGCCUCCCAGGCCCAGCUGGCCAAGGAGGAGAAGGCUUCUCGCGACGGCGUGGACAGCCACCGUGAGGAGGACGGAGACAAGUCUGAUUAGGUCUCGUCUCCAUGCAGCUCUUUUAUCAUAGAGACAUGAAUUCCCAGAUCUGUCCCUGCAGCCUCGCCCGUGGUUGUCCCCUUUUUGACCUUACUCAACAUGGGGUUUCUUUCUUCAAUGCAGCUUCAGCUUUAGACCCCUAACUUAUCCCCUCUGGGAAAAGCUUUGGCACUCAUAUUACAGUAACUAAAUUAAAAUAAUAGUAGAUUUUCUGUUUUGGUUUAAGAUGUACUUUUUCCUUUUCACUUUAGGGAUAGGUAGUUUUUUUUUUUUCUGAUUCACCAUCUUUAUAUUUUAGUUUCUGCAUUGUUCUUUAGUCCAGGUUUUUUUCCUCCCACUCUGCUCUUCUUCUAGUUUGGCAGCAUAAAUCCCUCAGCUGGUUUUGAAACAAGCAAGCUGUUUAACAGAGAGAUCCAUGACAAACAUCAACACAGGUUUCUUCCAAAAUCCAUUCUCUUAAAAUAAGGUCGUUAUUAAUAUACUGAACUUUUUGAAAUUCCAUGAAUUUGUCUUGAGUUUUAUGUGGGCUGUGAGUUUAGUGGGCUGUCACAGAUGAAAAAAAUGUUUAAGCUCUUCUCAUACUGCAGCCUUCAUCGAAAAUACUUUGAUUCUAAAUUCUCCGAUGCAAGAAGACACUAGCUGAAAAUUUUAAGUCUUUUGCAAAAUGUAACAUUCAUCUGAUGUUGGGGGUCGACACCUCAGAUUUCAAUUAUCUUAGUUGUUUCCUGACAUUAUGAGGGGUAGUGCUUUGCAAAAAUAUUUAAAUCUCUUAAACUUUUUUACAUUUUCUCAUGUUACAACCCGAGACAUCAAUGCCUCUAAAUUAGUCCGUAAUUGUGAAGUGGAAAUUAAAUGACACACAGCUUCUUUUUUUCUUCUUCUUCUUUUUUUAACCUGAAAAGCAUAGUGUGCAUUUGUAUUCAGACUCCUUGUCUCUAAUACCUCUACACAUAAUGUAAUGUAACUAUUUGUACCUUCACAAGUCACCUGAUCACCUCAGCAAGGUUAAAUUAUGAAAACUGUUUUUUCACUUAUGGGAAACUGGCUCGUUAUAAGGGGGGGAAAAAACACAAGACAAAACCAACUGUUUAGCAAGCUGUAGAAGUUUGUUUUAUUUCAAGUGUACAAAAAUAUUUCUACUAGGAACUAGACAAAAAUACUUGGUGAGAUUUUGUGUUUCUUCGGUGACAUGAUUAAUGUCGAGCUGUUUUGCAAAGACAGACGGGCAUGGAAAUUCUUUCCACAUGUGCAAAGCUGGUAGAGAUGAAUCCCAAAAGAUUUGCAGACGUAAUGGCAGUAAAAUCUGUUUCUAUGACGUAUUAACUCAAGGUGAUUGAACACAAAUGCACAACUCACAAUUUAGGAUAGGUAAAAAAAUAAAAAAAUAAAAACUAUACAUCCUUUUUCUUGCACAUAGAGAUUGACUGAUUUGUUUUGGCUAUAGAAAAAACAUUUUAAGGGGUAUUGAUACCUUGGCAGGGCUCUAUUAUUAAGAUUACCCACCCAGUACCUUAACCAAGAGGCAUCAUCAAUCAGAGCUGCGGUAACUUAAACUGCAACCGAAACAACUGAAACCACCUCAAUUAUCUGCUCCUCUGUCAGCUGUUUUUCAUAUUUAAUGUGCACUUAUAUUGGAGCAGACACUAAGGGGAGGGAGUGUGGUGAGUGUUUGACAGCAGAGGGCAGCGCAUGCCUUUGAACAAUCCUCCUAAGGUUUUUACUUCCACAAGGACAACGGCAGCGCACAGACCAAGUCUGAUGGGGAAUAGUUUAUUCAUUAGCUCCGAGCGUACCAACUUAUUGUACAUGAACUGGACUGUGGAUAUUUACCUCUACAUGCGGUCCUUCAGUUUGUCUUGCUCUCCAAAUGAUCCAAUUAUGAAAACAGAGUUGUAAAGAAUCUGUUUUCUCAGAUUAAACCUAAAGUUGAAAGGAUGUUCAUGAACGUAAAACAAAAGCUGUGGUAUGUUUACUGCCUGCCACUUAAUGCAAGUGAGUGGCAACUUGGCAUUGUUCAGUACAAAGUGUCGCAUCGUGAGACGAUAUUCUGUUGUAAUUUACUGGUCACCUUAAUACCCUCAGCACAAGAAGCGGUGAAGUAAUAGCCAGA
This is a messenger RNA of Poeciliopsis prolifica (blackstripe livebearer), 3661 nucleotides long. RefSeq names its product TLE family member 5, transcriptional modulator (gene tle5). The record is from RefSeq and is a predicted model, not a curated record. Lineage: Eukaryota; Metazoa; Chordata; Actinopteri; Cyprinodontiformes; Poeciliidae. Gene Ontology annotation, molecular function: transcription corepressor activity; protein binding. The transcript has 7 exons. Gene Ontology annotation, cellular component: transcription regulator complex; nucleus. Gene Ontology annotation, biological process: negative regulation of canonical Wnt signaling pathway; regulation of DNA-templated transcription. Bases 961 to 1551 code for a protein of 196 amino acids.